Messenger RNA from Gastrolobium bilobum, 339 nucleotides. RefSeq lists its product as uncharacterized. The coding region runs from base 1 to 339 and encodes 112 amino acids. The record is from RefSeq and is a predicted model, not a curated record. The transcript has a single exon. Lineage: Eukaryota; Viridiplantae; Streptophyta; Magnoliopsida; Fabales; Fabaceae.
AUGCCUUCGUAUGCAAAAUUUAUGAAGGACGUUUUGCCAAAAAAAAGAAGGAUUGAGGAAUUUGAGACUGUAGCCCUCACUGAAGAAUCAUGCAAAUACCUGACUAAGAUUCCUCCCAAACUUAAGGACCCUGGAAUAUUCACCAUCCCGUGUACAGUUGGGAAGAACUACCUUGGUCGAGCACUUUGUGAUCUGGGCUCGAGUGUAAAUUUAAUGCCAGCUUCUAUCUUCAAACAGCUUAACAUAGGAGCAGCAAGACCAACCGCAGUCACUCUUCAGCUUGCAGACCGAUCCAUAGUCAAGCCAGAGAAAAAAUCGAGAAUGUCUUUGUCCAAGUAG